This is a messenger RNA of Guillardia theta CCMP2712, 321 nucleotides long. RefSeq lists its product as hypothetical. The annotation marks the transcript as partial. The record is from RefSeq and is a predicted model, not a curated record. The transcript has a single exon. NCBI's taxonomy places the organism in Eukaryota, Cryptophyceae, Pyrenomonadales, Geminigeraceae.
GGACGAGGAAGGCUCAACUCGAAGCAGGCAUGGAGCGCAGCCGAGAACAAGCCCGGAGAGUUUAUGGUCCUUGAUACAGGAAGCAUCCAGAGCAUCUCCGGGGUCAUAACGCAAGGAAGACACGAUGAAGAUCAGUGGGUCACGUCCUUCAAGGUUCUUGUGAGUGCUGAUGGCAUUCAGUGGGACGAUGUGCAUUGUGGCAGAAUCUUCAAAGGCAACAGUGACAGAGACACCAAGGUGAAAACAGUUUUCGACUACCCUGCUCGAGGGCGAUACGUCAUGAUCGAGCCGCAAACUUUCGACAAGCACAUGUCAAUGAGA